UGGUUGAGUUGCCAUAUCACGUGAUAUGAGGCAGACGACAGGAUUUCCCGCCAUCUUUAAAUCUGUCUUUCUUGGCACACUGCAGACGAAAGCUGGCAACUUUUUAGCUUUUUCGCUGUUUUUCACCCUUUUCUGAUGAACAUUUUAUUCUAACUAGCACAACAUGAGUCUAAAUGUUUUAUUUGAGCAGAUAUUACAUUCGGAACAGCGUGCACAAGAGCGUAGAAACCUUUUGAACGAAGUCAAAACCGAGAUAGCAAAGUGCCAACAGAAAAUCCUUGAGACCAGAGACGAGCAGAACUCUUUGCAAGGGAAGCUUGUGGUCAAGUUACAGCAACUUGCAGAGGAAGAGUUGCAGCUCAAGUGGCUGGAAACCCGAGAAGCCAUCCUGAUCGAACAGAAACAGAAACUUCUGAAGGAGAAAGAGGGACAUGAAAAACAACUGGAAGAAGUCAGGAAAGAAGUGGUCAAGGAGAGAGAAAAGUUCUUGUCUGAGUUGAAGGAAUUUGGAUUGGCCUACGACUUGGGUGGCGAUGGACAUGUAAAAAGGCAAGAGUCGGCCAAGAAAGAACAACAGAAGUUGAAAAUAGAUGAGCAACAACUAGAAAAUGAGCUGUCUUCCUACACUGAGCACAAGAGAGAGCUUGAAGAAGCAGAGAGGGAGAAGAAAAGAGCAGAGGAAGAGGUUGCGUCACUCAGGCAAAAGCACAGUCGCUUGGCUCAAGUGUUGAAGGAACACCAUAAGAGAACAGCAGAUCUUGAACUGAACAAGGAAGAAUUGUCCCAAGCACCAGACAUGGACCCAGAGUUCUUAAGACUCAAGGAUGAACUUCAGGUGUGUAAGGAUGACAGCAUGGAGGCAGUGUGCAGCGCCCUCCGACAGGAGCUGAGGAAACUGCAGCAACUGAAGAUCAAGAAAGAACAGGAGAAAAGAGAGCAGGAGAAGGCAAUGCUAGCAGAAGCUGUUAUAAUAGACAGCACUGGAGACAAUAACACACAAGAUUUGUCCUCAUCCUGGGACAAUGAUGGACAUCCAGACCAUGACUGGGCUAUGGACACUGGCAUGGGGAAGUCUGAAUCCGUCAGAAAGAGGCCGGCAGCAGCAAGAAAUGUACCCACUCGAAGACCACAGAUGGCCACAGGACAGAAGCCAAACCUAGGAAAGCUGACAAGGAGCAUCAAAGAAAUGAAAGCCACCGAGCAGAUCAGGGUAUCGCCAAGGACUCAGCCUCGUAGAUCAACCCCCAGCCAGAGCGCUAGCAUACUCAAAGGACAGAACAGUGAGGAGGCAGAGAGACAGGGACCGGUCACAAGGAAACCAGGAUUGCUCAGGUUGCCAGCAGCAGCAAAAAGAGUCCGCUUUCGCUAAAAGGACUAAGACGGUCUGCCAUCACUAGAACUUACAAUUAGUUCUGAAAUUGCACAGUAUUCCAUGUCAAGAUUCACGCGUUUCUCAUAAGAUUGUUGCAUUUUUGACAAGUGAUUCGUGUCUUUUUCAUAACAUUUGUCAGGAUUUCAUAAAAUUUAUACAAAUGCUUAUGGACACCCCUGAGAACUUGAAAAUCUCCUACAUACAAAAUGUAUAGUACAGCAUUUACAUUAACUUAAAAGAUAAAAAAAGUCUGUGAAUAUAUUGCUGUAUGUAAUUAUUAACAGCACUGCAUGUGUAUAGGAAAUCGUACAAAUGAAACCAGACAAGUAGAUAUCUCUGAAUAUAUUGCAUUUGUUCGCCCAUUAAAAUAAACUCUAUAUCUCAAUUAUUGAGAUAGACAUGUUUCAUCCUUUUCUGAAUAUAUUUGUUACAUGGAUUUUCUUGCAUAAUUUCACAUUCUUUUCUCUAGCUGCUGAAUUAUAUGUAAACCACACCAUUUCCUUGGUUUCAGAAAUUAUAAGUU
Molecule: messenger RNA, 1895 nt
Organism: Branchiostoma floridae (Florida lancelet)
Lineage: Eukaryota; Metazoa; Chordata; Leptocardii; Amphioxiformes; Branchiostomatidae
Product: coiled-coil domain-containing protein 172-like
Exons: 11
Coding region: 164-1369 (401 amino acids)
Cellular component (GO): cytoplasm
Source: RefSeq, a predicted model, not a curated record